Messenger RNA from Branchiostoma belcheri (Belcher's lancelet), 1052 nucleotides. Its product is annotated as inactive Ufm1-specific protease 1-like. NCBI's taxonomy places the organism in Eukaryota, Metazoa, Chordata, Leptocardii, Amphioxiformes, Branchiostomatidae. The record is from RefSeq and is a predicted model, not a curated record. The coding region runs from base 18 to 692 and encodes 224 amino acids. The transcript has 5 exons.
AAAGGAAAAGCGCAAAAAUGUCGUCUGCUGAUCACAAAAUGCACAAAACUCUCCUCAAAAACGUCCACGAAGGUUUGCCACCUCCAGGUAACAUUUCUGGAGAAACAGUAACCGUUAGAGGAGACUAUCUGUAUUACCAUUAUGUCUGUGACGGGACAGAGGAUCGGGGCUGGGGCUGUGCCUACAGAACUCUGCAGUCUCUCUGUUCCUGGGUUCACUUCCAACAGAAACAGACUUCUGCCAGCCCCAGACACCCUCCGACUAUAGCAGACAUCCAGAAGGCACUGGUUGAAAUGCAGGACAAGCCGGCAAGCUUUGCAGGGUCCAAGGACUGGAUAGGAUCUGUGGAAGUUGGCCUCUGUAUAGACUAUUUUUAUGAUGUUCCUUGUAAGAUUGUACAUAUCAACAGUGGCAGUGAAAUUCCAGACAAAAUUGCAGAGCUGACAGAGCACUACAGGAGUAUAGGGUCUCCUGUUAUGAUGGGUGAAGAUACAGAUAACUCGUCCAAAGGCAUAUUUGGGGUGUGUGGAACAGGGAACGAUUCUUACCUCCUUAUUGUAGACCCCCACUACCAUGGUACAGUCCAAGACCCCCAAGACUUACAGCAGAACGGCUGGGUGAAAUGGCAGCAUGUCAGAGACUUCAAGUCAGAUUCCUUCUAUAAUUUCUGCCUUCCGUUAUAUAAACAAUAAAAGUUUAAUAUGAUAUUACAGUUUUCUUUGUUACAAGUUUUGUUCAAUUAAAGAAUGGCUUCAAAAAGUAACCACAAAUAGUGUUGUGAAUACACACAAAAAGCAGGCUCAGAUUUCAACCAAGGGCUUUGAAAUUCUAUUCUAACACUACUCUAUGUUUGAAAUUCAUUAAAUUAUUUAGAGAAAUACAAGUGACAAGUGUGUAUCAAAGCAUGGUGUAAGAAACUUUAUUGACAGACAAGGGUUAUUGCAUAGCAGUAGCCUCAUCACAACUCAAUAUGUCGUUCAUUAAGGCACGCGUGAAUUGCACGACAGAUAAAAUAAUAUUCACACCAACUAAAAGUACAACGUAAAAAAAAA